AUGACGGGGUCCCAGCGCGCCACCCCCACCAUUGCCUCAUCUUCAAAUCUCGCUCAUCAAAGCCAUACAACUUCUCAACUCUCCCCAACUCACAUCAACACCAUUUCCGUCAAGCCCCUGAGAAUGACAAACACACCCCUCCGAAUCGGCUACGUGCCCGAGCACUUUUCCACGCCCAUCUACUUUGCCCAGAAGCACUACGGCCUCGAUGCGACGCUGACGCCCUUCCCCUCGGGCACCGGCGCCAUGAUCGCCGCGCUCCGCGCAAAGGAGAUUGACAUUGGCAUCGGCCUGACCGAGGGCUGGAUCGCCGGCCUCGGCAAGGAAGACGCGCCGGGCGACGGCGGCUACCGUCUCGUCGGCACCUACGUCGACACUCCUCUCUGCUGGGCCAUUUCCACCGGCGCCCAGCGCCCAGAGAUUACAUCCGUCGAGUCCCUCCGGGGCGGCAAGAUUGGCGUCUCGCGCAUCGGCUCCGGCAGCUACGUCAUGGGCUUCGUCCUCGCCGACCAGCACGGCUGGCUGUCACCUGGCGGAGAAGCCCCCUUCUCCGACAAUGUCGUCCUGCACACGUUUGCCAGCCUGCGCGCCGCCGUCAACUCUGGCGAGGCCGACUUCUUCAUGUGGGAGCACUUUACGCAGAAGCGCUACUUUGACGCCGGCGAGAUCCGCCGCGUCGGCGAAAUCUACACGCCCUGGAGCAGCUGGAAGAUUGUGGCGUCGACGGAUCUGCCGGACGGUGAUGCGCGCGUCCGGGCGCUGUUUGAGAAGCUGGACCAGGGGGUGGCGCACUUCAACGCCAACCAGGACGAGGCGGUGCAGUACAUCUGCACGAACCUAGACUACACAGAGGCCGACGCUCGUGAGUGGCUCAAGACGGUCAAGUUUCCGGCGCAGACAAAGGGCGUCAAGGCCGAGACAGUCGAGAGCUGCGUGGCGAUUCUGCAAAAGGCGGGUGUGCUGGUCCCUGGCAAGGGAAUGCAGCCGGACGCCAUGGUAAUUUAA
Molecule: messenger RNA, 1005 nt
Organism: Akanthomyces muscarius
Lineage: Eukaryota; Fungi; Ascomycota; Sordariomycetes; Hypocreales; Cordycipitaceae
Exons: 2
Coding region: 1-1005 (334 amino acids)
Source: RefSeq, a predicted model, not a curated record